Molecule: messenger RNA, 591 nt
Organism: Elaeis guineensis (African oil palm)
Lineage: Eukaryota; Viridiplantae; Streptophyta; Magnoliopsida; Arecales; Arecaceae
Source: RefSeq, a predicted model, not a curated record
AUGGAUGGGUAUUUGUUAGGCUUAGGCUUCGACAAAAGCCUGAGUGAAUCCACUCUUUAUGUCAAGAAGUCUGCUUUGAACAUAGUUGUUGUGUCUCUCUAUAUGGAUGACAUGCUGGUGACAGGGAGUGAUAGUGCUCAGAUUAAUGCAUUUAAGCAAGAUAUGAUGAAGAUGUUUGAAAUGACUGAUCUUGGUGUGAUGUCUUAUUUUCUUGGGAUGGAGAUUAAGCAAGCUCAAAAUGAGAUCUUUAUAUGUCAGAAGAAGUAUUUGAAGGAGAUUUUGAAGAGAUUCAACAUGGAGGAAUCAAAAGUUGAGCUGCAUAUGGUAGCAGCAAAGAGAGUGCUGAGAUAUCUCAAAGGUACACUUUCAUAUGGAAUCAAAUUCUACAAGGUUCAGAUGGUUAGGUUGCAGUGGUAUUCUGACAGUGGUUGGGCUGGAUCAGUUGAUGACAUAAAGAGCACUUUCGGGUAUUGUUUCACAUUUGGAUCAGCAUGUUUUUCAUGGUGUUCAAAGAAGCAAGAGAUCGUGGCUCAAUCAACUGCAGAAGCUGAGUUUAUUGCAGCAACUGCAGCUGUGAAUCAAACUUUAUGA